Molecule: messenger RNA, 1321 nt
Organism: Psammomys obesus (fat sand rat)
Lineage: Eukaryota; Metazoa; Chordata; Mammalia; Rodentia; Muridae
Gene: Rfxank
Product: regulatory factor X associated ankyrin containing protein
Exons: 9
Coding region: 203-985 (260 amino acids)
Biological process (GO): regulation of transcription by RNA polymerase II
Cellular component (GO): nucleus
Molecular function (GO): protein binding
Source: RefSeq, a predicted model, not a curated record
UGUUCGGUGUCCUGUCUCCUCUUACGCGCCAGCUUCUAUCCGGACAUGGAGAGGAAAGAGGCAAUCCAGGCGUGCGUGUGGAGGACAGUUUCCUGACGGUACAGGAUACCUUCAAGUACUCCUUGCUACACAUGCUGACAGUCCUCAGGAACCAAGGCAGAGAAAUUGUUUAAAAAGAGGUGCCUUUAAAUUCGCUUCCUCCAUGGAGCCCACUCAGCUUGCAGAAAAUCUCAUCCCAAACCAGCAGUCCCCUGCUCCCGAACUUAAGGAUCCUGAGGACCCCAGAGAUGAAUCCCCAGAUAGUUCAGACACUGUCGUCCUCAGUCUGUUCCCCUGCACCCCAGAGGCUGUGAAUCCUGAGGCAGAUGCCAGUGCGUCCUCACUGCAGGGAAGCUUCUUGAAGCACUCCACGACCCUCACAAACCGGCAGCGUGGGAAUGAGGUCUCAGCUCUGCCAGCCACCCUGGACUCCCUGUCUAUCCACCAGCUUGCAGCCCAAGGGGAGCUGAGCCAACUGAAGGACCAUCUGCGGAAGGGCGACAACCUGAUCAACAAACCAGAUGAGCGUGGCUUCACCCCCCUCAUCUGGGCCUCAGCCUUUGGAGAAAUUGAGACAGUUCGCUUCCUGCUCGACUGGGGUGCUAACCCCCACAUCCUGGCCAAGGAGCGGGAGAGCGCCCUGUCCCUGGCCAGCAUGGGCGGUUACACGGACAUCGUGAGGCUGCUGCUUGAGCGUGACGUGGACAUCAACACCUACGACUGGAACGGGGGGACCCCACUGCUCUAUGCUGUGCGUGGAAACCACGUCAAGUGUGUGGAGGCUUUACUGGCCCGAGGAGCUGACCUCACCACAGAGGCCGACUCCGGCUACACCCCAAUGGAUCUCGCGGUGGCCCUGGGAUAUCGCAAAGAGGCUGGGAGAGCUACGAUUCAGAGGGUAGAGGGAGACAAGGGCCUUGCCUUGAAGCAACCGAUCUCAGCAUAGCGAGCCCAGCCAUUGUGAGCGGCCUCCUGCAUCUGUCUCCCUUCCCUCCUGCUCGCUGCCUCCAUUUACACGUGCGGCUGAACAGCCUCUCCAGGCCCCUCUCCCAGCUCACGCCACCUCCUGCCUCCUCCCACAGUGCAACAGGUGAUGGAGAGCCACAUCCUCAAACUUUUCCAGAGCAGCCUGGGGCCUGCCGACCCCGAAUGAAGACAGCCUGUCGGGAACCCAGGCACUCAGGGAUGAACCAGUCAGCCCACACUGUAUUGAAAGGCAGCUCCUGGACAGUGGCGGGAAGGCCUCCCCAACAGGAACCAAUAAAUCUGUGCAGAACUUGAA